Molecule: messenger RNA, 6785 nt
Organism: Ostrea edulis (European flat oyster)
Lineage: Eukaryota; Metazoa; Mollusca; Bivalvia; Ostreida; Ostreidae
Product: anoctamin-4-like
Exons: 30
Coding region: 1319-4165 (948 amino acids)
Biological process (GO): chloride transmembrane transport
Cellular component (GO): plasma membrane
Molecular function (GO): chloride channel activity; protein dimerization activity
Source: RefSeq, a predicted model, not a curated record
GAUUACUAGUGUACAAGGGGACCUGUAUAUCUUACAGAUUACUAGUGUACAAGGGGACCUGUACAUCUUACAGAUUUUUAAACCUGGAACAAAACAGGAUUGUUCACAUUACAAGUAUGAAUUGCUUAGUAUCACUUUACCACAGUGUGUGUCAGGCCUUGAUGUCAGUAUUACUAUGUUAGUAUAUAGGUCCCUGGUAUCACUUUACCGCAGUGUGUGUCAGGCCUUGAUGUCAGUAUUACUAUGUUAGUAUCUAGGUCCCUGGUAUUACUUUACCACAGUGUGUGUCAGGCCUUGAUGUCAGUAUUACUAUGUUAGUAUAUAGGUCCCUGGUAUCACUUUACCACAGUGUGUGUCAGGCCUUGAUGUCAGUAUUUACUAAGGCAGAGCUUACAGUCAUGAAAUGUUUACUCAAAGUUUUCUGUAGAAAGCCUGAAGUUCUGGUUUAGGCACCCACAUAGUUUGCAUAUGUUUGAUAUUUAUUUCUUCAUUCAUUGAAAUCUGUACAUGUGUAUGAAUGACAGGGCACCUGCUACAUUCCUGGGUCUGAUGAUAAAGCUGGAGGGGGGUGGGGGCGGCUUGAUAUGCUUCAGUAAUCCCUAUAGGUUCUAUAUAUAGUUCUAUCAGACAUUAUUUAUUCAGUAGAGUAUAUAAACAUAAGAAAUGUGUAUUUGUAUACACAGGAUUAUGUAUUAGCAUUACAACUGAAUGUGAUAAACUAAGUACAUGUGUAUAUUAUUGCUGGGUGUGUCGUUGCAAGCCCUACAUGUUUUCGAUGAAUUGAUAGUCUUGCAUUAUAUUUACAUUUAAUUGUUGUGGACAAAUAGUAUACAUUCAAGUAUUACAGUGCAGGCACAAUUUUUUGUAUCAUGUAUACACACAAUGGCAUGUAUAUGAGUAAAGAAUAAAAUGUGGAUAUUAGAUUUCAAAUGUGAUUUGAGCAACUACAUGCCUACUGAGAAUAUAAGUUUUUGACUUCGUUCCUUUGAGGAGGAGUCCGUUUGAUUCAGAAAUAUGUGUAGUUUAUGCUUGAAGCUACCUGAAUAGCUCCUCACACUAAUAUUUAUAUUGUACACUGAAGUUCCGCAUGGUAAAUCAUUGGGCGUGGGUUUUGAUUUUGUUUGAGUAGACCAUCUCCACACAAAUUUAUCCUUAUCACUGUGGAUUUAUAAAUUACACAUGUAAGCUGUGACUCAGCCUUCCUGACAUACAGGGUACCACUGCAUAUUAUGUAAAAAGUGCUCCAGGAAUUAAGUUUACACUCGGCUGAAGAGGAGAUCUACAUGCCAUUUGUGUAAGAUCACUAGAAGUAUCUAGGAUGGAUGGACAUUCAGGUGUGACAGAAGUGGCACCAGGUGGGCCCGAGCCCCAUGUGUAUCCCACAUUGCCUGAUCAAAACCCCACCCCCAUAGGGUUUGAAGGUCAAGUUCAAGAAGAGUUAAAAGAACAGCAAGGAGAGGAUAACUCUGUGACAGUUAACAUGGAUUCUCCUCAGGUUGAAAGGGAAGAUGAGGAGGACAUCACAAAAGACACUGCCAGCUUACUGGCAGAGGAAGAUAUGGAAGGCGGUGAAAUUGUGGAGAAGGAGGAGGCGAUGUCAUUGAUUGACAAAUAUGCUCAGCAGAUGGUAAAUGAGAAGGCCACUCUGUUCUUUAGAGAUGGGGUAAAGAAGAUUGAUUACAUACUGGCCUACGAACCAGACGAUGAUCCAAAGAAAGAAGAAAGACGAAGAACAUUUCAGAAGAAUCUGGUGGAGGAGGGCUUAGAACUGGAACAUGAGGGAAAAGAGACAUCCAAGAAUGGGAAAACGUGCUUUGUUAAAGUCCACGUCCCCUGGUUGACGCUGACAAGAUAUGCGGAGCUCCUCAAUAUGAAGAUGCCACUAGCGGAGAAUGACAUGGAGACACAGCUGGAGAGCUGCUUUGACAAUUGUUGGAGUAUGUUUCCUUCACCUUUUGAGUUGGACACCGAUGUUUUACCCGAUGAACCAAAUUACUUCACUGCACCUUUCAACAGGUCCCGCAUGGACCAAUGUGUGGGUGUCGUUUGGGACGGAAAAGAGUUUGUAAUUAAGGAUAAGGAUACCUUCUUCACAAAUGCUCAGAGGAGCAAGAUCUGCCAUGAGAUUCUUUCCCGUGCUCACUUCACAGAGACAGAUGAGGAAGAGGACAAACUCAAAAAGAAGUUUGGAGUCAGAAAACUGGUAGACAGUGUCACAUACACAGCUGCCUACCCAUUACACGAUGGACGAUACAAAAGUGAACACUCCCUGCUGACUGUGGGCAAGGACAACGAUAGACAUUUGCUGUAUGAACUGUGGGCUAGACCAGGACGAUGGUACAAGUAUCAACCGCUGGACCAAAUCAGGAACUACUUUGGUGAGAAGAUUGGGAUCUACUUCACUUGGUUGGGAUUUUACACCGCUAUGUUGAUUCCAACCGCCAUUACUGGGGUGGUGGUCUUCCUCUUUGGAGUGGGAACUUUAAUGGGAGAUACCCCCAGUUCGGAGAUUUGUGAUGAUCCGGUCAUCAGUAACUACACCAUGUGUCCGAUGUGUGACCGCCGCUGCUCCUACUGGCGCCUGGCAGACAGCUGUACUUACUCCAAAGCCACCUACCUGUUUGAUAAUCCUGCUACUGUUGCCUUUGCCAUCAUUAUGGCUCUGUGGGCUUCUUUUUUCCAUGAAUUCUGGAAGCGGAAACAAGCUGAGAUCGAGUAUGAAUGGGAUGUGGCCGAUUUUGAGGAUGGGGAGGAAACAGUUCGCCCUGAGUAUGAAGCCAGCGUCGGUCGUCGACGAACUAAUCCUGUGACCAAUGUAGAGGAGCCGUAUGUCCCACAGUGGAGCAAGUGUUUCCGCUAUUUCACCAGCAUCAGCAUUCUGGUUUUCUUCCUGGCCCUGGUUUUAGCCGCCGUCUUCUCGGUCAUACUGUACCGCAUCGUCAUGUCGGCCAUAUUGUAUGGAAACUCGGAAGACAUCAUCAAAACCCGGGCAAGCUUUAUCUCCUCCAUAACGGCAGCCUGUAUCAACUUGGUCAUCAUCAUCAUACUCAACUUUUUCUACCAGAAGGUGGCUUUUUUUCUGACAGAGCUGGAACAACACCGUACCCUGACUGAGUGGGAGGAUGCUUUCACUUUCAAGAUGUUCAUGUUUCAGUUUGUCAACUUCUACUCAUCCAUCUUCUACAUUGCCUUCUUCAAAGGGAAGUUUGUUGGAAGGCCGGGGGAUUAUAAUCGCAGUCUGCUGGACACAAGACAGGAGGAGUGUGACCCGUCAGGCUGUCUGAUUGAGCUGUGUAUUCAGCUGGGCAUUGUGAUGGUGGGAAAACAAAUUUUCAACAAUGUGAAGGAGAUCCUCAUACCGAAGCUGUUGGUGUGGUUCCGUUCACGUCAGUCACUGAAAGAAAAAUCGGAAGAGAAGGUGUACUCACGCUGGGAGCAGGACUAUAACCUGGCCAGCAUGCCCGCCCUGGGACUCUUUGAUGAAUACCUGGAAAUGGUGAUCCAGUACGGCUUUGUGACGAUUUUUGUGGCAGCCUUUCCUCUUGCGCCUCUGUUUGCUCUGAUUAACAACAUCAUAGAGAUCCGAGUGGAUUCCUAUAAGUUUACUACUCAGUGGAAGAGACCCCUGGCAGAGCGAGCUCAGGAUAUUGGUAUUUGGUUUGGAAUUUUGCGAGGGAUAUCAGCUAUAGCCGUGAUUUCCAAUGCUGCGAUUAUUGCGUUUACUUCUGAAUUCAUCCCUAAACUGGUGUACUACUACGGCUACAGUGGGAACCAGACACUGGCGGGGUACACCGAUUUCAGUCUCUCCGUCUUCAAGGUCCAGUACUUCCAGUCCAAGAGCAUACCAGACGACAAGAAAAUUGAUGUGUUUGGUAACGUCACCGAGUGCAGGUUUCGUGGGUACUUUGCAGAAAACAAAAAUGUUCCAGGGGAUUAUGAAUUUACGAUGGCAUACUGGCACAUCAUGGCUGCUAAACUGGCCUUUGUGGUUGUGUUUGAGAAUUUGGUAGUUUUCAGCACCUGGCUGGUGAUGUACUUAGUCCCAGAUAUGCCCUAUAAAGUCAAGUUACAGAUGUUACGAGAGAACUUCCUGUCCAAAGAAGCCCUGUAUAACGCUGAUACUAUUAAAAAGCAGCGGGAAAAACAGAUGGGGGCAGAAUCGUAAUCAAGCGGUGCAAUUUCAUCCUCAAAUAUUCACUCUUGUUAUUUAUAGUAUUGUACAUUAAUACAUGUAUAAAACAUUGUAAGCAUGAAGAAACAUAAAUGUUGGUACUCUGUGUAUAACGAGUGUAUUACGGAGAUGUUUAAAUACGCAAGUUUCCAGUUGUGAACUCUUCUGUUGGAGGUGCACUUGAUAGAACUUUGGACGCUGAAGUGAACCUACAUGUAGCCAAUGACAAAGACAAUAAACAAAUACAAAAUCAACUUCUUCUUAAAAUUAAAAAUAUUAAAAAUGAUGAAUUCAUAGAGGGAAUGCCAUUAACAUUUUAGUUAUUGCACCAAAUGAUGUGAUGUAAUGAACAUGUUAUGUGUAUUUGAUGCUUUUUCCACCCGGAAUAUGGAUCAAUUUAUAUGGGCUUUUUUUCCCAACCAAUUUCAAGUGAUUAAAUGAUGCGUACGAAACUUAUUGUUUACGUAUUUACACAUCUUUUAAUAAACAUUUUGUCUUCUUUCCACGCUACUACAGGGAGAUAACUGUGACGAAUUUCGAAACUUGUGUACGGUCUUCCGUUGAAUCUGCAGGGCUCAUUUUUACAAUCAUCUUUAAAAUGAAAAUAAUAUUUUGUUGAUAUAUUAAUGUUAUUUCUAUAUAAUUGUCAGAGAUAUUUGAUUUUUGGGGGGGUGGGGGGUGGUAUUUGUCAAAAUAGAGAUAAACUUUGUACACAUUAUUUUCUCUCCAAUUCAUUUUAUGAUUUGUACUUUUGUUGUUCCAUAUAUAAUUCUUUGAUUCAAGACUUUAUGUGACUUCUGAACAAACUCUGUGCCAAAUGAUGUUACUUUUUCUCUCCUCUGUGUUGCCUUUUGUGUCUUAAAAGUUCCCAUGAAUGUCUUGUAAUUGUGUUGUAGAUAAUGCGACUCAAUCUGAGAAUUUGCAUGAUCAGACAGAUUUAAGUACUAAAUUUCAGUUUCAGGAUAAACACAAUGUAUUGUUAGGGAGAAUAAGUCAGUAAUUUGGGAAAUUUUUAAUGACAACAGAAAGAAGAAAAAAACAUUAUGAAAGAAAUAUUUGCUGCUUUCAUAAAACUGCAUUGAAGAUAACACUCCAGGCUUCAUAAGGUAGAAAAUAUAAAAGUAUUAUUUGGCAAAGGCUGGACUUUCUAUUGUCAAAGAAAUUAGCUGGGCCUGGCAUAUUAUGUAUGUACAAAAUCAAACAAAUUCAAACUUUGUGGACAUUAUUUUGUCAUUAGUGAGUGUGUGCAUUCAUCCUCUGAACACUAUUUUAUUUAAGGGGAAUAUUACAUCAUCAUAAUGACCGACUUUCUUUUUGAAAUUUGAAUGAAAAUAUCAAUUUAUUUUCCUUUUACAUCUAGUUGCCCAGCUGAAUUGGUUUACGAGUCUACUGCUGAUCUGUAAUUCGUACAUUUGAGUCCAGCUGAAUAGGUUUACGAGCCGACUGCUGACCAUCUGUAGUUUGUACAUUCAAAUUUAGCUAGGGUUUUUAUUUUUUCCCCAGAUAAUUUAAUUUAUACUGAAAUUGUUUUUUUUUUUUUUACUAAAGAAAGUAAAUUCUCUACUUUUCAAUUUGAAAAUCCUCUACUCUCCAUCCAUAUUGGAUUUCUCUGGUGUGUUACUCCUCCUUAAAGCUCAUUUACAUAUGUAUAUGCUCAGUUAUCUGUAAAUACCUGUACAAAUACAAAGCUUAGUACAGAUGUCCACGACUGACGUGGAGUUGAAUAACUGUUACUAGUGCCUGCUUUAGACGUUUACAAUAUUUGUACUAGAGAUUCUGUUUGUGUACCCAUUUGGUUAGAUGUCUGUAUUUUGACAUUAUCUAUUUUGGCUUUGGUAUGUACUUUCUGAUGUGUAAUUACAAUGUACUUUAUGUAGAUAAGGGAUCUGUAAAUCAUCAAAUUGUCGUACCCAAUAUUCCACGAGUGAAAGAAUAAUUUAAUUGUUAUUUUACAAUAUCGGUACAUGCGUACGUAGUGUAGGGACUGUGCCCAGAUGUAACAGAAAAGCCAUUUCUCUUUAUGAAGCUGGAAAUUUAAAGUAUUGAAAAUCUGUUAAUUCAUUGUGCCUUAAUUAAUGAAUCUGUAUUAUUGAUAUUGCUGAAAGUUUGAAACUGCCAUUACAAAUUCUUGCACGUUUUUUUCCCCCUUGUAUAUGAAUUAGACAUUUGUGUAGCUUGUUACUCUAUCUUGUUAAUGCGGUGUGUACAUUUAUUUUACACCCCGAGAGGAAUGAUGUCAGAAGUUUAAUCAUCAAUCUGACCGAGAGGUAGAAAAGACAGUUCCUCUUUCAUUAAAUAAUUUCUUGUCUAAUUGCAAAAUAAUCUUCGUACAGUAGUACAGAUUUCAUGAUACAGAGAGCAAUGUCAAAUAAAAAGCUAAAAGGCUCUGCGAUUUACAUUUGUUCGUUAGUAUAAUUCAGAACUCGUCUAAGAAUUAUUUUAUGUAUGGUUUUAUACACGUGGUUUUUUUUGGGUUUUUUUUCGUUAGAAUGUUAUUUAUUGUAUUUCAAACUUUUGUAAUUAAGGCAAUAGGAUCUGUGUUAGAUACUUACAUGUAAAUUUAUCUUAUGUUGAUGUAUCUACAAUGAUAUAAUUCAAUAAAAAUACAACCUCC